CGCACCGCCCCCGCCGCGCCGCUUCCGCCCGGGCGAGGAAGGGGCGGGAGGGGCAGGAAGGGAAGGAGGAAGGGAGGGCAGGGGAGGAGGAGCCGAAGCGGCCGCGCAGGGACCGGCGGGACCCGCCACGGGAGAUUCUACCCGUCUCCCAAGGUCGGGGCUUGAACCCUGCCGGAUAAAGCCGGAGCCGCCCCCCUCUUUUCCCAGCCAUGCGAACUGCGGGAUGAAGCUGGAAGCUGUGGUGGAGCAGCUGCAGAAGCAGCAGCAGCAGCAGCAGCCGGCCGUGCAGAUGGAUUCCCGGGAGCGGCGGGAGCGGCAGCUGCGGGAGGCGCAGGUGCCGUUCCCGCAGCAGCUGGCGGUGCAACGCGCCGUCCUGGCCGCGGCCAGCCGCGCUCCGGCCGCACCGCCCGGCGCUCCCCUGGCCAGAGCCCCACCUCCGCCGGGAGCCGCCCGGGCUUUCGAUCAGAGCAGCAUGAAUUCUGAGCCUGACGACGAGGAGGAGGAGGAGGAAGAAGAGGAAGAAGAAGAGGAAGAGGACGAGGAGGAGGAGGAAGAAGGCGGUUUGGAAGGCAGCGAGCUGGAUGGCGCUGACGUGACGGGGAAGGAAAGCUGCUCUGCUCUGAAGUAUUUCCGUGCUCCCAAAGUUGCCCAUCCCAACCAAAGAGUGGCCUCUACCUCUAAUCCUCUCCCAGCUCCAGGGCACCAGCGGGGGGGGCAGCAGGGCAAAGAAGAACAGGGUAAAGACACUACUAAGCAGCUGCAUUCCGGGUCCCCGGCGGGACGCCCGAACUGGCGCUUGGACGAGCAGCUCAAACAGAAUGGCAGCGUGGCCUGGAGUGAUGAUGGUGAUGGAUGCCGAGGAAGAGAAAUCUCACGAGACUUUGCCAAGCUCUAUGAACUGGAUAGUGAUCCUGAGCGGAAAGAGUUCCUGGAUGAUCUCUUCAUUUUCAUGCAGAAGAGGGGAACUCCCAUCAAUCGGAUCCCCAUCAUGGCAAAGCAGAUCCUGGACCUCUACAUGCUCUACAAGCUGGUGACCGAAAAGGGAGGGCUGGUGGAAAUCAUCAACAAGAAGAUCUGGCGGGAGAUCACCAAAGGCCUUAAUCUGCCCACCUCCAUCACCAGUGCCGCGUUCACCCUGCGGACACAGUACAUGAAGUACCUCUAUGCCUAUGAGUGUGAGAAGAAGUCCCUGAGCUCCCCGGCUGAGCUCCAGGCUGCCAUCGACGGGAACCGGCGGGAGGGCCGGCGGCCCAGCUACAGCUCCUCCUUGUUCAGCUACUCGCCCACCACCUCAGGGCCUCCCUCCCUCCUGUCUCCCCCCAAAAUCCGCUUCCCCAUCAUCGGCGUGGCACCAGGCAGCGGGACCAGCAACCCUCGGGUGUCUCCAGCAGCAGCCAUCAGAAAAGGUGACGGAGUGCCCUUGACUGUGUCUAUGCCAAAUCGUAUUGCUGUGCCAGUGACCUUGAGUAGCCAGCAGGCAACUGUGGCAGCAAGAACAGCCACCCUGGAGCAGCUGAGGGAGAGGCUGGAGUCGGGAGAGCCUCCAGAGAAGAAGGUCUCACGGACGACCGAGGAGGAGCAGCGGCUUGUCCAGCAGGCUCUGCAGCGCAACCUGUUCAGCAUGGCACGGCAGAUCCCCAUGAAGAUCAAAAUCAAUGGCAAGGAAGACAAGCCCGACUCGACAGCAGCACUGAACUUGUCACCCAACGGCAUCGGGAGCAUUAACAUGUCUGUGGAGAUCAACGGCACCACUUAUGCUGGAGUGCUCUUUGCCCAGAAACCCGUCGUCCACCUCCUCGCCGGCUCCAGCACCCACAGCUCCUGCAGCAGCAGCAGCAGCUCCCACUGCUCUCCCAGCCCUACCUCAUCCCGAGGAACGCCCAGCACGGAGCCCUCCACCAGCUGGUCUCUCUGAUGGGCGGCCCAUUCCCUGUCUCACACUGGCCUCUGGCUCCCGGAGCGAGCCGGGAGGGAGUCGCACAGAUACCUCAUCUCAAGGAACCUGCUUUUGUGGUUGGCCAGCGGCAAGAUGAUGAUGAUGAUGAUGAUGAUGAUGAUACCUUUCCAUGCCAGCGAGUUUUUCUUCAUCAUCUCUUUGUCCAGCCUUUUUUCUUUGUUCUCCCCCUUUCUUCCUCCCUUUUGCUCUUUGUUUUCUUCCUCCUCCUCCUCCUCCUCCUCCCAGGGUUUGCUGUGUUCCUGUCGGGGGUGGGACAUGGAGGGGGGGCACGCCUGGCGUUUUUCAAUCAGGGAUGGGCUCUAGGAGCUGCGGGUUGAGACAUGGCUGAGACGUCACCAAGGCAGGUUGAAAGAGCUGGAGUUGGGGCAGGGAAACUUGGUUCUCCUUGAGCCAGGAACCACAAGGACUCUUCCCACCAACCAACUCCGUGUUUUGACAAUCCUAAGAGCCGGCGGGGUGCCUUGCCCUGUCCUCCCUUGUGCUGCAGAACAGGCAAACUGCUUGUUUCCUUCCUGCUGUUUCCAUAUGUCCUCACAGGAGGCUCGUGAGCCUCCUUCCCCCUCUCCACGGUUUUGACAUGAGGGGAAGGAGUUCCUCCCUCCCUGCCACAUUCAAACCCUCUCCAUCAGCUGCUUGGUUCUUGCCGGUGCUGCCUGAUCCCUCCUGUUGCCUUCAGGCUUUCAGAAGUUUUAAAUGCCCUUGACCUUGCCUGUCUCUCAUGAGGAAUUCAUCCCACUGACCUUUACCCUGACAGCCUGAGCUUGUUGUGGCUCCUCUGAUCCUCUGCCCCCGUGACACUGUCACUUGGGUCGAUCCAGGCUUUCCUGAGAUCAGCCAUCUCACUUCUGCCUCCUGAGGUGGCUCCUGGUACCCCUGGAAGCUGCCCACGUCUGUGUGCUGAAGAAAUAGGAGGUUAUCUCUGCAAUCCAUCUCGUGGGGGCCACAUUGUGUGCGUGGGUGUUGUGGUUAAUGUUAUACACGUGGGGUUUUGUCUCUGAACAAACCCAGCUGCCCACACCCCUUCAAACUGCACCUGAGCAGCGAAGACCUUUUGCUCUCCGGGGGAAAGUGGAGAACAGGAAAUCAAGCCCUUCCUUGCCCUUUCUCCUCAGACCUCCAGUUGGAAGCAGAGCUGGCCCUGACUCCAUAAAUCAGCUCCUGCUCAGGUGGCCUCGUGCUGUCCCCCUCUCCUUCUGGCCUUUCCUCAGCCCAGAGAGAUGAUCCAAACUCCAUCCCUCCUGCCCUGGUGACGUCCUUCCCAUGCUUCAGGCCCAAGUCAGGUUUUUUGAGCAGAUGAAAUACCUCAGAUAUGUACUUGUUGUUGGGUUGGUUUUGUUGGUUUUGGGUUGUUUUUUUAACCUCUUCAGGAAGUAUUGGCAUAUCUUAUCGCUUGGUUUUUUAAUAUGUGGGUUUGCUGACAUUGUGUUUGUUUGGUUGUUUGUUUUUUUUGUUUUUUUUUAUUUUUAAAUGUAUCACCAAAGACAGAAAGUUAAAACAAGGCUGAGCAAAGCAGCAGUGGUUUCCUCAUCCUUUAGGCCAGCAGGAGCCAAGCUCCAGCAUCAUCCCAGGACAUGUGCAUGACAGGGGGACAGGUAGAGGCAGGAAAAGAGGGCAGGAGUGAUGCUCACUUAGAUUUGUUCUUCAUCUUGGACACGUGGAUGUCUCCAAAGUCCAUCUGAUUUUUCCAAGCCCCGGGAUCUGUGCCUGUGUUGGUUAUCCUGCUACCUGACAUCCCGAGGACUGUUUGGGAGCCAGAGGGUGGGAAUGCACAUGUCCUCAGAUGGAUGCUGCUCUGAGAUGUCCCAUCCAGCUGCUUUUAGUUGGAGUAGUGCCCACCCUCUGGGCAUGGGGAAGCUGGGCUGAUCCCGCAGGCCUCCACGGCAUUUCAUCCUCACAGACUCCCAGAGGUUUUUCCAGACUCUGGGGCUCAAUGAGAUUAUUUUCUUUUUCCCUUUUUUUUGUUUUCUUUUGAUUGUUGUUGGUUUGUUUUUUUUUAUUAUUUUAUUUUAUUUGGGGAUGGGGAUGGGGCUGUUUCCUCUGAGUGGGACUGGGGCACUUUUUGCUUUUCCUUCUGCUUUGCUCUCUGGCUCUGGGGAGCAGAGGUUGGUCCGGGGUGGAUUCUGUCUCACACGCUAACGUUGUGUUUUCUUGCACAGAAAGGCACUCGAAUCACUGAACUGCUUUGACACUACUAGAGUAUUAAUGUUUAUAAGCUUUACUCAACCUAGACUGGAACUAGCCAGGACUAACAGAUUGUUUUGUAUCCAAUUCAGGGAAAGAAUCAGGUUGGGAUGCGUAACAGAUACCUCAGUUAAAUAAGCUGCAACAAUAAACUGGUCCUUUCUCAGUCCAGUGUGACAAGGACCAUUCAGACUGUGAAGAGUUAACCCUUUCCUCUAAGCCUGGCUUUGAUCCUGGCAAUCUGAGCUCCAGAUCUCCUACUGAGCUGCCAGGCUUUGGGGACAGGGUUAUGGAAACCAGCAGCAGAGCCGGGGAAGGCUGAGCGAGGGUGGUGGAUCCCCCCCUCUGCUCCAUUUCAUCGAUUGUGUAGUACUCAGGGUUUGAUACUGCGAGUAGGACUGUUCCUGUGUGAAGUGCUCCGCUUUGCAGUGUUGCUCCAUCCUCUCCCAACUCCACACCAGCCAAGGUUUUGCAGCGAGCAGCCAAAAAGAAAACAGCCCCCAGCUUGCUCCAGUGCAGCCACCAUGCUCCUGUUUCCAGGGGGAGAUUUGCCAGCUGGGAAAACCAAACCAAACCUGCUUCAGGCAGCUCCCAGUUGAUGCUGGGAAGGCACAAAAAUUGGGACAAGGGGGAGAGGCUGUGUGUGCCUGCUCGGCUCCCAAAGUGAAUGUGAACGUGUCACACCAAGUCCUUUUGGCCACUGCACGUGCAUGUGUGUAUGUGUGUGUGUGUGUGUGCUCCAAAGGGAUUGGGAUCAGAUGUUCUCUCCAAACAGCUGCAGCAGCCUUGCUACUAGUUUUCUUACCUAUUUAAAAAAAAAAAUAAUAAAAUAAGUAAAUAAAAACAAAUGUGAUAGCCUAGGCGGUGGAUAAAUACCUCAACGUCUCCUUCCAACAAGUGUCUGUAUAUGUUGUUGUUGGGUUUUUUCUAUCUUACAGGUUAUCUGAAUGUUUAUAUUCCAAUAAACUUCUACCUCUUCACACCGUGA
Molecule: messenger RNA, 5126 nt
Organism: Lepidothrix coronata (blue-crowned manakin)
Lineage: Eukaryota; Metazoa; Chordata; Aves; Passeriformes; Pipridae
Gene: ARID3B
Product: AT-rich interaction domain 3B
Exons: 9
Coding region: 224-1915 (563 amino acids)
Biological process (GO): regulation of transcription by RNA polymerase II
Cellular component (GO): nucleus
Molecular function (GO): DNA binding
Source: RefSeq, a predicted model, not a curated record